Purpureocillium takamizusanense is the source of this 1053-nucleotide messenger RNA. RefSeq lists its product as uncharacterized. The coding region runs from base 1 to 1053 and encodes 350 amino acids. The transcript has a single exon. The record is from RefSeq and is a predicted model, not a curated record. NCBI's taxonomy places the organism in Eukaryota, Fungi, Ascomycota, Sordariomycetes, Hypocreales, Ophiocordycipitaceae.
AUGCCCGUGCAGCUCCUGCCUGCGUCGGCCGCCGCCUUCGCCCCGCGCGCCUCAUCAGUCAACGUCGUGCUUGGCUCCAAGGUCGAGCCGUGGCUCACGCAGACGCUCAAGCGGAUAAACCGAGUCAAGCGCCCCCUCAACAGCGUCCCGCAACAUCAAAGAUGCCUCGCCGAGACGCUUUCGUCGCCCAACGCCAUCUGGACACUGGCCUCUCUCAUGUUGCCCAAGCUCCCCGACGUUGAGAUGCCCAAGGAUCCCCUCGAGAACCUCUUCAGCUACCAGCUCAUCCACAUCGAGGCUUACAUCGUCCACGUCGACAUGGUGCUGCGCAACGAGGUCGCCUACAAGCUGACGACGGAUUCCAUCGAUGCCCUGGUCGAGUAUCACAAGGAGAUUCACUGCGUUGACGCCAAGGCCAACACGUACGAAUGGUCCGAGAAGGAGCAACAAUGCAAGAAGCUCCACGACGACUUUGUCCAGGCAAUCAACAAGUUCGUCUUCCGCGCCCAUGUUUCGGCUCUCGAGGGUCUCGAGGAGGAGGGUGCUGGCGAGUUGCUCUGCGGCAAGAGCGAGGAGGUCAAGGCCAGCCUCAUGGGCCUCAUGAAGCCCCUGCUGCCUCCCCCGCCCCGCGUCGUCGACGUAGUCCGCCAGCCGCCCUUGCUCCCCAGCUCACCCAUCAACAGCCUGUGGUCUCAACCCGCCUCGCUGCCCGCCGUCGACGCCUGGAGAGUUCUUCCCUCUAGCCCCAGCGUCACAUCGACAUCUGCCGACUCCAGCCACACCACGCCUGUCUGGGCCAACAUGGCCAUGAGCGAUGUCCAGAUCCCGUCUCCGUCGCCGGCCUUUAGCCAGCCGCACUCCACAGCUGGGUUCUUUUUCAGCACGGCGCCGGUCACCGCCCCGAUCCCGGCUCUACCCCUCCCAAGUAUGCUGGCACCGUCUCAGUGUGGCGUCAGCAGCAUCGGCAUGGGAGGCAUGGGCCCCAUGGGUGGCAUGGCCGGCAUGGGCAACUUCGGCUGGGACCGCUACCAAGAAUACGCCACCAUCAUGUGA